GCCAUACGAGAGAGCUAUGCUGUGGGAGCUUUCGUUCUGCAGAUAUAUACCCAACCUGCUCGAGCUGGAAUCGUUUUCUAAUUAUGUUGGUUAAGACGGUAACGCGUGCAUCCCUGCCGUAAUAAUUCAAUUUCAGUUUUCAGCAAAGUCUCGAAAAAUUGUAAUUUUCUGUCUUCUGUUUCUUGGGACUUGAACGUCUCACACUAUAACAACUAACUAAUGCGUUCUUGAGAAAAAUGUGGGCCUCAAAAGACGACGUGAGGUUACUGAAUGACCCUUGGCGUGUGCUGAACAAACAGAAAAAAUAUAGUGACAACUUCGUGCCAGUUAACAAAGCGUUUGUAGUGCUUGCAGUAGAACGGUACUUGUCACAGCCCAGCGAUAAUUCAAACCCGCAGGAUUUGUAUGAUGUAACCUUGACAGACGGCUCAGAAGGCGCGAAGUGCUUGCUGCAACCGCGGUUUAACAGCAUGGUGUACAAAAACGUUAUGACCGCUGGGUGCGACUUGAAAGUGAACCGCAUCUCGACGGUUUAUGAAGGAAAAACACUGCGUGUAGUGCUGAAUAACGUGUAUGUUGUCAGUAGACUGUCCAUGUAUUUUCAGUUAUGUCAUCCACAACACGAGUUUGAAGAUGUAGCAGGUGAUAUUCGUAUGGUUGCUGGGGUUAACAAACAUUAUCUACCUCUGUGGAAUGAUGUAGAUUACUAUGGGUUGCAAUGGAGAGAUAAUGUGCAAAGAAACAUCAAAACAAUAAGUGAACAUGUAGUUACUCUAGCGGAAUUGGAGAAGACCGUGGAGUAUAAAUCAAGCUUGCCAGCACUGCUUGUGAGAGUUAUGUUCAAGUCCACAUUGUGGCACAAUGGAAAAUAUAGCAGCACUCAAGAAUGGGCCUACCAGGCCUAUCUGGAGGUGGCAGAUCACACCAGGAUGGCAACCUUGGUGCUGGGAAACUCCUUGUGUCCAGAUUUCUAUAGAGCUCUGAAAGUUGGAGCAGUAAUCCUUCUGCAGAAUUAUGUUGUAAAGGAAGCUUUUCAGCAAAAUACGAGACCAGCAUCCUACUAUCCAGAAAUAGAAUUCUGCAAGAAUAUAGAUAUUUGUUUAAUUCCAGAGAAAUCAGCCUCCAGUAUCAAGGUCAUUUCUCUAAGCCGUGUUCAGAAAGAGUGGAAUCUGCCAAAAAUUAAGUACAGGUUCAUCACCAGGAGAGAAAUUGAACGUGUGCCAAACGGCCUUACCUGUGAUGUAAUAGGUCUGGUGACCUUUGUUGGCCGAUGUGAAAGAAUUAGAAAGUCAGAAGACAGCAGUGAGUUUUGGGUUCGUCGAUGGAUUCACAUGGUCGAUGGCACAAGUCACAAACACUUGUUGUUGGAAGUUUAUUGUACAUCCCAGCCAGAAAUUCAUGAAAAGCUUCACCCAUUGACUUACCUGGUUUGCACUCAGAUGAGGGUGGUGCAGAACAUCAUUCCAAACGGAGCCAUCUUUUCUUACCUGACCACAACAUCCAACAGUCAGAUAUUCAUCAACGGUUAUCACAAAGGGAAUCCAUACAGACACGAUCCAGUGGUACAGAUGUUUAUUCAGUGGGUAAAGUGCCAGAAAGAAGAAUAUUAUCUGGAUAUAGCAGUAGUUGGAGGAUAUUUCCCAGGCCCUCCACUUCAUCCAGCCCUUGAGGAUUUCUGUGAAAACGCAGGGGAGGCUCCUGGAGCAGUUUGUGACAUUAAGAAAGAGUUGGAAAUGCUCCAGUACCGAGAGCAUAAACGCAUACUCAUCUCAGGAGUUAUUACGGCCAUCAAAUAUGUUAACAGACAUAUGAGUGACACAGGCAGCACCAUCUUACAGGCAAUGGAAAAUGCUUGGAAGCUGAGUACUGGAAGUAGAGAUGGUAACUCUACUGAACUUUCAGAUGAAGUGGGAUCGUACUUUGGUACCAGACCUACAUCAGACACUGACAGUCCACACACUUCUUACUAUAGCUUCAGUGAGUUAGACAAAGAGGCGUGCUCUUCACCACAACAUACUCUAUCCUCCACCCAAGACUCAGAAUACUAUUCUGCCCAAGAAGAUUUUCCUGAAUUGUCAAUACCUACUGCUGUUGAGCCUGAAGGCAGCAACUUUUCCUUUGCAUGGGAGUAUAAAAACUGGUCAAAGUUGUCAGGACAGCUACAAGAGCACUUAAAGUUUGGACAUCUUUUACCUGAAAGCCAUCCUCAGAAAUUUGAUUACUCCUGCUUGGAUGCUCAACUGAAGUUGUACAACCUCCAGCCUUCCAAGUAUAGCCGGGACCUUUAUCGUUUAUUUGAGAGCAAAGAGACUGUUUCAGGGUACUUCUCUCUAACAAUCACAGACCUAAGUCAAAAGUGUGCACUAGAUGUUGUUUGUCUGUCACCAGCCUGUUUACCAAACAACAGAGUCUAUGACACAGACACACCACUGUACACUUCACCAGCAGCGCAGAUCCUAGGAACUCCAACAUCAGGCUAUAGAGAACUUUUCACAACUUACUCGGAGCCAGAUCACAUCAUGAAGACAGCAACCACAUUGGAGGAUAAAAAUCUGUUUUUUCUUCUUGAUUUGUACUCUCAUGGGGGUGGUAAAGUAGAAGUCAUUGUGAACAGGGUAUUUAUUGAAAGCUACAAUUAAAUUAACAUGUUGGAGGAUCCCUCCUGUUUAUCCUUUCACUGUAUAAUAUUUGCAAUGUAAACUUACUGACUUUAUAUUUUCAGUGUUAUGGAAACUUUAAUUUAUCCUUCAUAAACUCCCAGCAUUCAGAGAAUGUUAACAGUAUUACAUAUUUCCAAGUACCACAUAUUUGUUGUAUUGGUGAUUGUUGUAUUAAUCAAACCGUAGAAGUGAAAUCAGAUUUUCAUGUAAAGGGUUAUUAGGGUUUAUGUUAUUUAAAUUUUGCAUUGUUAUUUGUUUAAUUCAAUUGACGGUUAUUUAAAGACCUGUUCAUAAGUUCUGGGUAAAUAUUAAUAAAGUAAAAAAAAAAAGUAAAA
Molecule: messenger RNA, 2995 nt
Organism: Acipenser ruthenus (sterlet)
Lineage: Eukaryota; Metazoa; Chordata; Actinopteri; Acipenseriformes; Acipenseridae
Product: RPA-related protein RADX-like
Exons: 14
Coding region: 237-2639 (800 amino acids)
Biological process (GO): regulation of DNA repair
Cellular component (GO): replication fork
Molecular function (GO): single-stranded DNA binding
Source: RefSeq, a predicted model, not a curated record